Messenger RNA from Aspergillus piperis CBS 112811, 979 nucleotides. Its product is annotated as ORMDL family protein. The transcript is spliced from 3 exons. The record is from RefSeq and is a predicted model, not a curated record. Gene Ontology annotation, cellular component: endoplasmic reticulum membrane. Gene Ontology annotation, biological process: negative regulation of ceramide biosynthetic process; ceramide metabolic process; intracellular sphingolipid homeostasis. NCBI's taxonomy places the organism in Eukaryota, Fungi, Ascomycota, Eurotiomycetes, Eurotiales, Aspergillaceae. Bases 440 to 979 code for a protein of 179 amino acids.
AGCUUUUUUUUCUAUUCCCUUUCUCAUCCUGCAAGACAUCCACUCGCUUUUUCUUUCGUGAUAUUAUAUUAUCUUAGGGUCCAAACUUCAUUCUUUGGCCCGGCGGUAAUUUACCCCCUGUUCCGGUAAUACGGAGACCUGCUCCCGUGACCAACACCGCCGCCGAUCGUCUUCAAGAUCGCCUCCCAGUCGAAGUCACUCCAGUCUCUCGGUAUUCCAGCCAGCUUGCUCUCUCGUUCUCUCGCCCGCGGCGUCCUUUUUACCACUCUGCCAUUCUCUCACGACCAUUUCUUCUUCAUUCCUGUCACUUGAUUCUCCCUUUCUCUUCGCUCGAUCUCCGAUCAAUACCGCCAAAGUGUCUUCCCUAAUCGUUCCCCGUGCCAUCUCCUUCCCCCCGGACGUCGACGCUGCGUCGCGCCGGUUGACCCCGGACACCACCAUGGCCCAGGGCAAAGCUGGACGGAGGAGACGGUCGAGUAGCAUCAUCUACCAAGAGCCUCCCGAGUCCAUUGAGCACACCAGCGACCAGGCUGCCCUGCCCAAUUUGAAUGCGAACUGGGUCAACGCCAAGGGAGCCUGGACCAUUCACUUCGUUCUCAUCAUCGCCCUCAAGAUCUUGUUCGACAUCAUUCCCGGCGUCUCGCAGGAGACCUCAUGGACGCUCACCAACAUCAGCUACAUGUUCGGUUCUUUCCUCAUGUUCCACUGGGUGCGGGGCAUCCCAUUUGAAUUCAACGCCGGCGCGUACGACAACCUCAACAUGUGGGAGCAGAUCGACAAUGGAGACCAGUAUACCCCCACGAAGAAGUUCCUCCUCUGCGUACCCAUUUGUCUCUUCCUCCUCAGCACACAUUAUACCCACUACGACUUGACGUAUUUCACCAUCAAUUUCCUUGCAACCCUGGGAGUUGUCAUCCCGAAAUUGCCGUUUUCGCACCGUCUGCGAAUAGGUCUCUUCUCUGAUAUACCCGAAGAGUAG